AUGGAUGUUAAUAUUCCUGGUAAUGCCACAUGGGCACAGAAUGGUGUGACUAUUGCUGGAGGUCACGGGAAGGGUGAUGCUACUAAUCAACUCAACGAGCCUUGUGGUCUCUUCGUUGAUGACGAUCAAACCGUGGUUAUUGCUGACUGGGGGAAUCAUCGUAUCAUACAAUGGAAGAAAGGUGACACGACGAAGGAACAAGUUAUUGCUGGUGGGAAAGGUCAAGGAAAUGGAUUGAACCAAUUGAAUCAACCAACUGAUGUAUUGAUAGACAAAGAGACGGAUAGUCUCAUUAUUUGUGAUCAAGGGAAUCGACGAGUUUUACGGUGGUCUCGUCGCAGUGGUACAACACAAGGAGAAGUACUCAUGGACAACAUCGGUUGUUUUGGAUUAGCAAUGGAUGAACAAAGAUAUCUCUAUGUCUCUAACAACGAAAAACAUGAAGUAAGACGAUAUCACUUGGGCGAGAAGAAUGGCACUCUUGUGGCUGGUGGAAAUGGCAAGGGUGUUGGACUCAAUCAACUUAGCAGCCCGCAUUAUAUCUCUGUCGAUCGACAACAUAGUGUCUACGUGUCAGAGCAUCUCAAUGCUCGUGUAACGAAAUGGAAUGAAGGUGCAAAAGAAGGCAUUGUGGUAGCUGGAGUUCAAGGCCAAGGGAAAGCUUUGGCACAGUUGAACAAUCCCAGCGGACUCUUUCUCACUGAAUCAGGCACUUUCUAUGUGACGGACUCGUGGAAUAAUCGUGUAGUGCGUUGGACUCCAGAAGCAAAACAAGGCACUGUAAUUGUGGGUGGAAAUGGGUCAGGAGCAGGAGCAAAUCAGUUCGACCUCCUCCGUAGCUUGUCUUUCGAUCGACAUGGGAACCUCUAUGUCGCCGAUAAAGAUAAUCACCGUGUCCAACGAUUUUCUAUCGAAUAG
Molecule: messenger RNA, 918 nt
Organism: Rotaria socialis
Lineage: Eukaryota; Metazoa; Rotifera; Eurotatoria; Philodinida; Philodinidae
Source: the annotation of a GenBank genome assembly